CGUCGUCUUCCUCGCAACUCCGUCAUCUGUUAACGCUAGCGGACAAAAAGCUCGUCUGCUCUGCUGCAACCAAAUUGCGGCCAAUGUCCUUUAUCCUCACCGGACUUGCUCUCGCGUGGCCGCCACGCGUCCUUCCAAGCUUCCUCUGUCCGAGUAUAACCCCCUCCAUUCCUUUAGACUACACCACAGUCGUCCAUUGCUCUCCCAAUCCUCCUGUGUUAAUAGAGUGAGGGAGAGAGAAAGAAGAAGGUUGUUGGAAACCCAAGCGACAUGGAUCACGCGGCGGAUGCUCGUCAGACGGACCUGAUGACCAUUACAAGGUAUGUGCUCAAUGAGCAAACGAAGUACUCGGAAUCCAAGGGCGAUUUCACCAUCCUACUUAGCCACAUCGUUCUCGGUUGCAAGUUCGUCUGCUCGGCCGUCAACAAGGCUGGUCUAGCGAAACUCAUAGGACUUGCUGGGGAUACGAAUAUCCAGGGAGAAGAACAAAAAAAACUAGAUGUUCUUUCUAAUGACGUUUUUCUGAAUGCUUUGAUAAGUAGUGGGAGAACAGCCAUUCUUGUCUCGGAAGAGGGUCAGGAAGCAAUAUUUGUGAGUCCGCCAUUCCGUGGAAAAUACUGCGUUGUAUUCGAUCCGUUGGAUGGUUCCUCUAACAUUGACUGCGGUGUCUCAAUUGGAACAAUAUUUGGAAUCUACAUGUUGAAAGGAUCAGAUCCAAAAAUUGAGGAUGUUCUGCAGCCGGGGAAAAAUAUGCUAGCUGCUGGUUAUUGCAUGUAUGGAAGCUCCUGCAUGCUUGUCUUGAGUACUGGUAAUGGUGUAAACGGUUUUACUCUGGAUCCCUCUCUUGGGGAGUUCAUAUUGACUCAUUCUGACAUACGGAUACCGAAGAAAGGAAAAAUUUAUUCAGUGAAUGAAGGAAAUGCCAAAAAUUGGGAUGUUCCAACUUCAAAGUAUGUUGAGAAUUGCAAGUUUCCUAAGGACGGCUCAUCUCCCAAAUCACUUCGUUAUGUUGGAAGCAUGGUUGCUGAUGUCCAUCGAACUCUUCUAUACGGAGGCGUAUUUUUGUAUCCUGCUGAUGAGAAGAGUCCCAACGGGAAAUUACGUGUCCUGUAUGAGGUCUUCCCAAUGUCAUUCUUAAUUGAACAAGCAGGUGGCCAAGCCUUCACCGGAAAGCAAAGG
Molecule: messenger RNA, 1179 nt
Organism: Phalaenopsis equestris
Lineage: Eukaryota; Viridiplantae; Streptophyta; Magnoliopsida; Asparagales; Orchidaceae
Product: fructose-1,6-bisphosphatase, cytosolic
Biological process (GO): sucrose biosynthetic process; fructose 1,6-bisphosphate metabolic process; fructose metabolic process
Cellular component (GO): cytoplasm; cytosol
Molecular function (GO): fructose 1,6-bisphosphate 1-phosphatase activity
Source: RefSeq, a predicted model, not a curated record